AUGCCAUUUGUCGACCCUGGACACCCUCUUCACGACCUCUUCCCCCCACGAGUUUGGGCAAUUCGCAUUCCCGUUAUUCUGACACUUCUUGGUUCCGCUGUUGUUGGAACGUUCCUCGGAUUAGUUAUGAUUCGCAGCAACCGGAAGAAGGCCGCCAAAGCGAAAGCAGCAGCGAAGAAGAAAGCCUAG
Messenger RNA from Coccidioides immitis RS, 189 nucleotides. Its product is annotated as dolichol phosphate-mannose biosynthesis regulatory protein Dpm2. Gene Ontology annotation, biological process: GPI anchor biosynthetic process. Gene Ontology annotation, cellular component: endoplasmic reticulum membrane; dolichol-phosphate-mannose synthase complex. The transcript has 2 exons. NCBI's taxonomy places the organism in Eukaryota, Fungi, Ascomycota, Eurotiomycetes, Onygenales, Onygenaceae. The record is from RefSeq and is a predicted model, not a curated record. The coding region runs from base 1 to 189 and encodes 62 amino acids. Gene Ontology annotation, molecular function: enzyme regulator activity.